Messenger RNA from Dimorphilus gyrociliatus, 3076 nucleotides. NCBI's taxonomy places the organism in Eukaryota, Metazoa, Annelida, Polychaeta, Dinophilidae. The record is from the annotation of a GenBank genome assembly.
CUAAGUAUGUGAAUAAUUGUGUAAACUUUGAUACAACAUAAAAGAUAAUGUAUAUACCUAAAUAAUUAAUGAUGUUACGUAAGAUUGCCCGUACUAAUUGGAGAAAAAAUCGUAAACAACCAUUUAAUUGUGCUUAUACUAAGGCCUAUGACCCACAAAUUUAUAAGGAAAAUAAGAAAUAUAUACCCAUAAGGGAACGGGGUUAUAGCAACAUAUCCAAUUUGAUUAGGACUAAAGAGACAAAUCCAACUAAGGAUAGAACUCUUGGAACUGUUAACUGCCCACUCGCCUCGACAUAUUGUGUUGAUAAAUUAUUCAACAAACAAUUCAAACAUAAACAAACUUCGCCACGAACGAAGGCGGCUAAGUCAUGGGAGAACUUAUUGAAGGUUAAUCAACCGAAUAGAGCGAUUGCCCUGGGUAAGCCUCGGCGGGAAAGUAAUCUUUAUCCUCUAGUUAUUCUCACCUGUAAAGAAUUGAAUGAUGUAACCACCGAUCGAAUAAUUAAAGAAUUUCAGAAGAAAACAGAUUUGGAGGGUUGUUUAAAUUUAAAUAAAGAUAAUGGAAAGAUUACUAGAGAAAUAGCUAAAGAAUUAUUAGAUCAUUUAACUGUUAUUGCAAGAUCGUCGAAAGAUAAAAUUGAGCAUAAAGUUCCUGAGCGAGCUAUUCAAAGGAAAUUGAACAAAUACACGCAAACUCUAUUGGAAGAAAACGCUCAAGGCGACCAAAAACCAGAUUAUUUUAAUAAAAUGCGUAAACGGAAUGAAAAGAAUAUGAGAGAGAAGGCUAAAGGUGAUGACGCAAGAGAUGUAAACUUUAUCUGGAAUUCGGAGGAUGAAUUGAAAAAUUGCGAACGGUGUGGCUACACAUGCACGGAAAUUUGUUCAAAGGAAAUCGAGACGUAUGAAUGUUUGUCUAGUGAACACAAAGCAGGAAAUUAUGUGAAACGACAUCGUUCGCAUUCUGGCAUAUCGACUAGCAGUCAAAUUAGCUCGACGGAACUUAAUACAUCCGCCGACGGCAAAAUUGACAAACUAACCAAUCAAAAUCAACGAAAAAUAAGUAGUAGGAAACGAAUUUUUAAAGAUUUACUGCCCAGAAAGAUGAAGUACAAACAAUCAACAGAACAUCCAAUAUAUCGUUGUAAUUGGUUUCCCUCAAUGGAAAAAGAAAAUCGCUUGUAUAGCGUCCCUUUUCGGUUUAAUUUACUUAAAAGACGAAUGAAUGACGCGUACCUAUCAACGGCUCUAAGGAAUUUUAUUGAACGAUUAAAGAAUAUUAACCCGAACAAUAACAAUAGCAAUAAUCGCGGUCAUAAUCAUAAUCGUAAUCGUAAUCAUAAACAACAAAUGACUUUAGAAUGGCUGCUGACACCUGCUAACACCUGCAGCAAUAAUCAUCAACGAUUACGUUCUCUAUGCAAAUCGGUUAGGCAACGUAGACGGGAAAGGUGCCCGAAAAAUUCAUCGUUUGACGAGGUGAUGAAAUCCAGAAGAUGGCGUUAUAGUGGAGAUGAACCCUGGAAUGGUACAAUUGAUUUAUUGCAAGUACCUAAUCAGUUAAGAGCAGUAAAUCAAAAAGAUUUUAUUCAAGAGAGUGAGAUACUCGAGUCAAUUAGAAGUUUGAAUGAUUUAUUUCAAUAUGGUCAAAACAAUAAUAACAAUAAAGUGAAUAGUAGUGAUCCUCAACCCAAUAGCUCAAAGGACGAAUUUAGUAUUAAACCCUCUAGAUCGGGCUUUGUUGAAGAGAUUAUUGCACCCGUUGAGACAAAAACAGAUUAUAAGCAAGACGAAGAAAUACUAACAAAAGUUGCCGCCCAGGAGGCAAAAAGGAGAUUAUCACGUUGUACUUCAACUCGAGAAGAAGAAAUCCAACCCUCUAAUUAUCAGCCAACGAAAGUGAAAGAUCUUAUUAUUGGUCCUCUCGUUGAUUUAGAAUCAGUUUGGACUCAACAACCAAAUUUAAUUAAUAAGAAUAAAUCGUCUAGUAUAUCAAAAAUUCAUUGGCCAAAAGUAAUAGACUCUCUUGAUAUUUAUAAAGUGAAAUCUUUUCAGAAAUUCUCUCAAUUUCAAAAUCGAGCUCUGAGUUCGGACGAGCAAUACGAAAUGGAUUCAAAUAUUAAGCUAAAUGAGCUUAGGUCACCGUCUAUUAAGCAUGCGUCUAACAAAACGACAGAUGGAAACAAUAGAAUAAAAGAGGUGCUAAAUAGAAUUUUCGAUGAUGUCAAAUCAACACUUAAAUCUCCCGAAGCUUAUCAACUAGAGGAAGAUGGAAUUGUUCGUCACGUUAUGAAUAGAUUAGAAGCUAAGAAGCAUUAUUUAAAUAACGGAAAGCAGGUAUUAGACGAAGAAGAAGAGCAAAGUUCACACUUGAAUCGAGAAAACGCUACAGAAGAGGUAGAAAAUAGCCCUAAAGUUACCGCCUCUUUUAUACAAAAUUUGAUUGAUCAAGCAGAAGCGAACUGUAUGAAAAAAAGGCACUGUCGAAGUAAAUGUAAAUGUUAUCAACAUCAGCGUCAACUUGACAUUUCUCCAACAAAGAUAGAAAUAAUUGUUAAACAGGAAACUGACGGUGGAGAAACAAUUAAACCACGUGUCGUUGAUUUAAAACCCACACAACCGCCAGCUAUUCAUCAGUUAAACGAUACUGAAUCGCAAAAUCGUCAAUUUAAUCAAAAUGAAACCUAUCUAAAUCAUCAGCAGUAUCUUUGCACAAACCCGAAUCAUAUUCGCUUUCAACGUCCUUUAGCUUGUCGGAUGUCAAACGGUAAAAAAUUUUGGCGGAAAAUCUUGAACGAAUGUCGGAAAGAGGAGAAAAAGAGAAGAUCAACGGGAAAAGAGGAGAAAAUAUUAGACGAACUAGAAACUAUUAAAAAGCAAUUAAUUCAUAUGAAAAUUAAAUUUAUGCAUAAAAGAUCCAAAAAAAUUGAAAAUUGGUUGUGGGAUCAAAAUAAUUCAAACAUUAAUGUCAUAUUAACAGAAAAUGAACAGCCUAUAACAACCGGAAGUAUGGCAGACACACUUGAAGAAGAAAGACAUAAUAAUAUCAAAGAAAAAUGAUAAAUAGAAUGUAGGAA